AUGGCAGAGAACACCGAGAUUGAUGACCGUGUGGAUCUUGAUGAUGAUAAUUACUCUGAAGAAGAUGAGGAUGUUGAAGAACCUAUGGAUGAUGAAGGACCUGGAGACGAAGGUGAAGAAAAUGAAGAAGAACCUCUGGAGGAAGCUAGAAGUGAGGAUGGUGUGGAGAAAGAAUCUCCACGCACAGAAGAAAAUGAUAUUCAGUCACCAGAUGUGGUAGAUGAAGAAAAGUCUGCACCUAUUAACGAAGAAGAGAAGGCAAAACAUGCUGAACUUCUCGAUCUUCCUCCCCAUGGUUCUGAAAUUUUCAUUGGAGGACUUUCUCGAGACGUUUCAGAGGAAGACUUGAAAGAACUUUGUGAACACUUCGGUGAAAUUUUCGAGAUUAGAGUCAUGAAAAACAGGGAUACCGGUGAAAGCAAGGGCUUUGCUUUUGUAGCCUUCAGAACAAAAGAUGUGGCACAAAAGGCAAUUGAAGAUUUACAUAACAAAGAAUUCAAGGGAAGAACAUUACGAUGUUCGUUGUCAGAAACUAAGUACAGAUUGUUCAUAGGUAACAUACCCAAGGUUUGGACUGAUGAGGAUUUCAGAAAAAUCAUUGAAGCAACUGGUCCUGGUGCAGAAGUAAUAGAGCUCAUAAAGGAUCCCCAGAACCCAACCCGUAAUCGUGGCUUUGCCUUUGUGGAAUACUACAACAAUGCUUGUGCUGAUUAUUCUCGACAGAAAAUGUCUUCCCCAAGCUUCAAGUUGGAUGGCAACACACCUACUGUUACUUGGGCCGAUCCAAAGAUUACUAGUGAUCACUCUGCUGCUGCUCAGGUCAAGGCUCUUUAUGUGAAGAAUAUACCAGAAAACACGUCAAUUGAACAGCUGAAGGAACUAUUCCAGCAGCAUGGGGAAGUCACAAAAGUUGUUAUGCCGCCGGCCAAAAGUGGUGGAAAGCGAGACUUUGGUUUUGUUCACUAUGCGGAAAGAUUGAGUGCACUGAAGGCCGUCAAGGAGACUGAAAAAUAUGAGAUAAAUGGCCAGCUGUUAGAAGUUGUCCUCGCAAAGCCGCAGACUGAGAAAAGGUUUGAUGCAGCUAGUCCACUAAAUCCUCAAAUGCCAAACUAUAUUCCUCAUCCAGGAUAUGCUGGUAUACCCGUAAGUCCUUUUGCGCCUAUGGCUGCUGGAUAUAGUGCAGCUGCUGGAUUUCAGCAGCCUAUGAUUUAUGGGAGGGGGCCAAUGCCAUCUGGAAUGCAAAUGGUGCCGAUGGUUUUACCCGAUGGUCGAAUUGGUUAUGUUCUUCAGCAGCCCGGGGUACAGAUGGCUCCACCUGUCAGACCUCGUAGGAAUGACAGAAGUAAUGGUGGUGGGGGCCCACAAGGACGUGGGGGCCCAAGCAGUAGCGGGGAUGAUAGUAGUAACCGUAAUAGACGCUACAGACCGUAUUAG
Messenger RNA from Striga hermonthica, 1434 nucleotides. NCBI's taxonomy places the organism in Eukaryota, Viridiplantae, Streptophyta, Magnoliopsida, Lamiales, Orobanchaceae. The record is from the annotation of a GenBank genome assembly.